CCGCCCCCCAGGGAGGAUGGCUGGGGCCAGGAUCGACAGGGUGACCCGACACCCCAUCUUUAGCAUUCCACAUUCGGCCCGUGUCACCGGCCUGGCACUUGACGAGGACGCCAGCUAUACCAUCGAGCUGGUGGGCGUGGGGUCCGAGGCCGGCGGCUGGAGACGGGGCGAGUCCGAGGUGUGGCCUGAAGACCGCAAUGCCCAGCUGGAAGAGGGAGUAGGCAGGAGAUGGGUGUCCUCCAGCAGCGAGCGGGCCUUCGCUGGCCAGCCCCUCUAUCUGCCAGAGGAGGAAGAGGAGAAAGAGCUGGCUUACUACUUGGGGCCCAAGGGUGCUCCCACCAGGUGGCCGCGGGAGCCGGAGAUGGAGCGCUGGACUGUGGUCCAGGAGCAGGUGGUCAGCAGAAAUGGCACAGUAGCAUCUCUCGGGGCCACCCCGGGGCACGGGGACGUCCAACCUUCGUUCAUGCCCCUGGAGGACAGUUCCAUCGACCGGGAGCAGAUCGACUUCCUGUCGGCUAGGAAGCAGUUCCUUCUCCUGGAGCAGGAGAAUGCUGGAGUUCCCUGGAGUCCCCCGGCCAGGGUCAGCGCGGCCCCCAAGGCCUUCAGUGGGCACCGCCUGGCCAACGGGCACGUCUCCAGCGCGGAGAAGGAGGUGGACACAGAAAACUCUGAGCGAGGCCGCAGCUGGCUUCCAGCACCCCGGGAUCCACCCCGGGACGACCCUGGACGCAGCAGCUGGCUCCCGCCACCCCGGGAGGACCAGGGCCGUGGCACCUGGCUCUCGGCACCCCGGGAUCCACCCCGGGAGGAUCCGGGCCGUGGCGGCUGGCUCUCUGAGCCCCCGGAUCCACCCCGGGAGGACCCCGUGGCGUCCACAGAGCCCCCCAAGGAGACGCCCAUCGAGCGGGAAAUCCGCCUGGCCCAGGAGCGCGAGGAGGCCCUGCGCGCGCAGCGGGGGCUGCGGGGAACGGGCGGCGCCCCGGAGCUGGUGCACAUCCCCACCCGGCAGCUGCUGGCCUCGGUGAGCCUGAGCGAGGCCCCACGCCGCGAGCGCGGCCGCCCCUCUCUGUAUGUGCAGCGGGACAUGGUGCAAGGGACGCAGCGCGAGGAGGACCACCGGCGUCAGGGUCUUCAGACGGGCCGCGCGGCCACUCCCGAUGCGCUCGACGGGGAGCGCCAACCCGGGCUCCGCAGGGCCUUCAGCUCGGACUCCGUCCUGGGCCCCACCAGCCCGGACGCCCGCGCGGCCGACCCCGCACCCGAGGUGCGGAAGGUGAACCGCAUCCCACCCGACGCCUACCAGCCCUACUUGAGCCCCGGCGGCCCCCCACUCGAGUUCUCCGCCUUCGGAGUGCCCCGCCGUCCUGCCGGGGUCCACACGCAGGUGGCCAAGGCCACCAUCACCACCACCGCAGCCGCCGCCGCUGCCCCGAAGCCCCCCGGGGAGCCCCUGCAGGCCGACGGGGCCGUCGUGCGGGGCCAGUACUUCCGCCUGCAGCCGCUGCGGUUCGGGGUCCCCGGGGCGGCCCCGCCGGUGGAGGCGACCCCCAGAGUCGGGGCCCGAGAGGCGGCCAGGGCCUGGGAGGCGGCCGGGGCCUCGCCGUGGCGGCUGCAGAGGUCCGCGUCGUCCGACCUGCUGGAGCGCGAGGUGGAGAGCGUCCUGCGCCGCGAGCGCGAGGUGGCCGAGGAGCGCCGGGGCGCGCUCCUGUCGUCAGCUGAUGAAAGCUGGGAGCCAAGCUCCAGGAGCUCCUCCCGAGCGUCAGGCAUCACAGGAAGCUACUCCGUGUCCGAGUCGCCCCUGGUCUCCCCCGUCCAUCUGCACUCAGGGCUAGUGUGGCGAGCUGAGGCUCCAGCAGAGCCCACGCAAAGGCCGACAAGAAGGUCGUGGUACGCGGGCAUCAACCCCUCAGAUGGUAUCAACUCAGAGGUGUUGGGAGCCACACGAGUGACGCGACACAAGAAUUACCUGGCGGAGCGCUGGGAAGCUGGCAUCUAUGCCAGCGAGGACGAGGACUGAGCCCCGGGAACCGGGCCUAUGGCUAUGGCGCAGUCAUGUAUGUCCCUUCCCUGGGGUCUGCAGCGGGAGGAGGCUGGCUCCCCACACGUGAC
This is a messenger RNA of Ochotona princeps (American pika), 2109 nucleotides long. It is a transcript of the gene MISP, whose product is annotated as mitotic spindle positioning. NCBI's taxonomy places the organism in Eukaryota, Metazoa, Chordata, Mammalia, Lagomorpha, Ochotonidae. The transcript has 4 exons. Bases 17 to 2017 code for a protein of 666 amino acids. The record is from RefSeq and is a predicted model, not a curated record.